AAACUAGACCAUAAAAGUUGCUUUAAAUAGAUUUAUGUAGCUGAAAUUUCGGAGAAUUGUGAAAAACUUCCAUAGUUUUAUUUCCUGCCGGAAUGAUGCCACCAAAGGCGUUUUAGCAUUAUCAGGAGUAAAGAAAUUGGUCACACUGACGCCGACCAAAACAAAAAUUAAGAUAUUUGAUAAAUAUUUAUAAAUUACAAGGCAAUGGCUGCCUCACGCUCUCGCCGCAACAAUGCGGGCAACAAAAUAGCCUCUUUAUUGGACGAAGAGGAAGACGACUUUUACAAAACAUCCUAUGGAGGAUUUCAGGACGAGGAAGAAGACAAGGAAUACGAACAAAAGGAUGAGGAGGAGGAUGUGGUGGACUCGGACUUCAGUAUCGAUGAGCAGGACGAGCCCGUUUCUGACCAGGAAGAGGCACCCGACAAAAAGCGUAAACGCGGCGGCGUAAAUACCAAGGCCUACAAGGAAACCAAACCGGCUGCCAAAAAAGAGACCAAGUCCGUGCCGGCUUUGCACAAAAAACGCGGUGGUGGUGGCGUCUCAAAGCGCCGGGUACGUCCUCGCUUCACAGUCAUUGAUUCCGGCCGCAAAUCUAUUCGCACCUCGACGGCCAUUAAGACGCAGGCAACGAAAAUCCGCCUGAAGGAGCUGGACGAUGCCCGCAAGCGAAAGAAGAAGAAGGUGCGCGUGGAGGACUAUAUGCCCACGCAGGAAGAGCUCUUGGAGGAGGCAAAAAUAACGGAAGAGGAGAACAUCAAAUCUCUGGAGAAAUUUCAAAAAAUGGAACUGGAAAAGAAGAAAACGCGUCCCACCAAACGCACCUUCACAGGGCCAACCAUACGUUAUCAUUCGCUGACCAUGCCUGCCAUGCGGAAGCCCACGCGCGCUAGCCUUCUGCCCAGCGAUUCGAAAGAUCUUGCCGGAAAGUGCGAGCGCACAUUCGUGACGGUGGAGAACGAUUUCAAUGACAAGGUGUUCCAGAACAUCUUCCGCCCCAAACCGCUGCCGAAACCUAGUAAUGGCAUCUGUCCCAUUACUCGACUGCCGGCCCGCUAUUUUGAUCCUGUCACCCAGCAGCCGUACUACAGCAUCCAGGCCUUUAAGAUACUGCGCGAGGCGUACUACAUGCAGCUGGAGCAGCAGGGAACCGACAGCGGAAACAGCAGUGAACAGCCAGAGUUGGUCAAGUGGCUGGAAUGGCGCAAGCUGGUCAAGGAGAAUCGCGUCAAGGCGGCGACAGCAGUUGUCAGCAAAAAUGGAGACAACUAACAGCUGGUAACUCUUUCUAUUAGUUCUUAAAAUUAAUUAUGUAGAAUAAAGUAAAUUUAAUACA
Messenger RNA from Drosophila kikkawai, 1336 nucleotides. It is a transcript of the gene YL-1, whose product is annotated as Vacuolar protein sorting-associated protein YL-1. Lineage: Eukaryota; Metazoa; Arthropoda; Insecta; Diptera; Drosophilidae. The record is from RefSeq and is a predicted model, not a curated record. Gene Ontology annotation, cellular component: nucleus. Gene Ontology annotation, molecular function: ATP-dependent H2AZ histone chaperone activity. Gene Ontology annotation, biological process: chromatin remodeling; regulation of DNA-templated transcription.